UUCAAUAUGGCGGCUUCUCCGAGAGUAUUAUCGAGGAAUCUUUCCAUCAAUUCGUUGUGUGAUUCUGGGCAUAAAACUCCACACAGACUUGCUAGUUUUUGUUUUAAAGAUAGAUCGUUGUACGACUAUCACCCAAAGGAUCAAUCAUGGCUGGUCCGACGUUCUUGGGCUAAAGGAAUUACUCAUUCCAGAAAGGUGACAAAUAUUCUGGCCAGCAGAGUUAUCACCCCCAUUACAGCAGAACUUCUCAGAAGUGUACAAUACGGAAAAGAGCAAUGGCUGCCUUUAACAAUGCGCAAUAGUCUUGUCAGCAAAAUUGAGGUUGCAAUAAUUGAUCCAUAUUCUACUGAUAAAUUGACUCUGGAACAUUUUCAAGUUUUCUGGCCUGGUGGAAAACCAAUCUGGACAAGUUUUCGAAGAAAUUUUAAAGGCCAGUUUCCACCUCAGAAAACCCGGCGGAACUGCUUUGCUGGUACCAAAGUAUGCAGUAAUCCCUGCCCCAUUUGUCAACUCAAAGCAGGUAGAAGGUAUGACUUGGUUUAUACGGAUGUGGGUUUGUUGUCACAGUUUAUCUGCCCUCAUACAGGAAUGAUUCUUCAAACGAGCAAAACAGGUGUUUGUCAAAAACAGCACAAACUCUUAACAAAGGCGAUUAUCGAAGCUCGAGAUAAAGGCCUGAUUCCUUUCACGGUACCUGGCCCAAGGGAUCCUCCUCGAGCCUUUCAAGCUGUCGGAGUACCGUCCAUGUUUAAAAACAGAAAAUAGAAAAUAAAGCUUUAAAAUAACCAAAUUGCGAUUUCGGCAGCCAUUCCUAAACAGUUAUUCGUUGCGUAAAGCUUUCCAUGACAAAAUAUCGACGGCACUGUUCAUGCGCUAAGGUUGGAAUAUAAUAAUAAAAAAAAAAUUAUGUUAAAAAGAA
This is a messenger RNA of Stylophora pistillata, 919 nucleotides long. RefSeq lists its product as uncharacterized. Gene Ontology annotation, molecular function: structural constituent of ribosome. Gene Ontology annotation, biological process: mitochondrial translation. The record is from RefSeq and is a predicted model, not a curated record. Gene Ontology annotation, cellular component: mitochondrion; ribosome. Lineage: Eukaryota; Metazoa; Cnidaria; Anthozoa; Scleractinia; Pocilloporidae.